UUGUACUGCCACUCCUCCAAAUUGGAGGAGGGGGAUGCCGUUUCCCUUUCAUCACCAACGGUCCACCAAUCUUCGCAAAGCUUCAAAUGCCAUGGAAGCCAUCAAGAAGUUCCAUGCCCACCUCAUUGUAACAGGACUAUGUAGAUACUCUUCUCCCAUGACCAAAGUCCUCACCUCCUAUGCUCUCUCCUCAAAUAACCUAACCCAUGCUCAUCUAGUCUUCGAGCAGAUAGAAGAACCAAGUACUUAUAUUUGGAACACGAUGAUCAGAGGAUUAGCCCAAAGUGAUACGCCCAAAGAUGCCAUCUUUUUCUACAACCGAAUGCGAGAACGAGGUUUGGCGCAAGAUAAUCUGACCUUCCCUUUUGUACUGAAGGCCUGCGCGAGAGUUCUGGCAAUUAGAGAUGGCAAAAGGAUACACUCACAUGGCCUGAAACUUGGUUUGGUAUCGGAUGUCUUCAUAUCGAAUGCCUUGAUUCAUUUUUAUGCCUCGUGUGCUGAUUUGAGCUGUGCAAGAUUGAUUUUUGAUGAAAUGCCUGUGAGAGAUUUGGUGUCCUGGAACUCGCUGAUGUGUGGGUAUAGCCAAAACAACCAAUUGAGGGAGGUGCUGAGACUUUUCGAAGCAAUGCAGGAAGAGGGAGUGACGGGUGAUAAGGUGACGAUGGUCAAGGUUGUUUCAGCUUGCACUCAUAUGGGGCAGUGGGAGCUGGCGGAAUCAAUGGUGAAGUAUGUAGAGGAGAAUUGUGUGGAGGUUGAUGUUUACUUGGGCAAUACUCUGAUAGAUUACUAUGGCAGGCGUGGAUUGGUGGAAUCAGCUCGAGGGGUAUUCAGUAAGAUGAAAGAGAGGAACAUUGUGACGUUAAACGCCAUGAUUACAAUGUAUGCAAAAGCAGGGGAUUUAGUUUCUGCAAGGAGGAUCUUUGAUAGUUUGCCUGAGAGGGACUUGAUCUCCUGGAGUUCAAUGAUCACUGGGUAUUCUCAAGCAAACCAUUUCUCUGAAGCAUUGGUGCUUUUUCGGCAAAUGCAGAAGGCAAAGGUAAAGCCGGAUGAGAUCGUGAUAGUCAGUGUGCUCUCUGCUUGUGCACAUUUGGGUGCGCUUGGUCUAGGGAAGUGGAUUCAUAAUUAUGUUCGAAGAAACAACAUUAAGGCAGAUAUUUAUGUGGGGAAUUCUUUGAUCGACAUGUAUUCAAAGUGUGGUUGUGUGAUGGAGGCAUUCAAAGUGUUUGGUGCAAUGAACGAUAAGGAUACUCUGUCAUGGAAUUCAAUUAUAUUAGGGUUAGCAAAUAAUGGCCAUGCAGAAUGUGCAUUGGAAGUUUUCGCUAAUAUGUUGAAGGAAGGGUUUCAGACCAAUGAUGUUACUUUCCUUGGUGUCCUGAUUGCUUGUGCUCAUAGUGGAUUGGUUGAUAAGGGGUUGGACUAUUUCGAGAGUAUGAAAGAAGUUUAUGGGGUGGAGCCUCAGAUGAAGCACUAUGGAUGUGUGGUGGAUCUCCUUUGUCGUUCAGGUGAACUAGAGAAGGCUCACAGAUUUAUCACAGAAAUGCCAAUGGGACCAGAUCCUAUUAUUUGGCGGACAUUGUUGGGAGCUUGCAAGGUAUAUGGCAAUGUGACUUUAGCUGAGAUUGCCACCAAGAAGCUUCUAGAGUUGGAUCCUAGUAACAGUGGAAACUAUGUUCUGUUAUCGAACACUUAUGCAAUUGCAAAUAGGUGGGAUGAUGCCAUGAAAGUGAGGGAGAUGAUGGCAGAUACUGAUGUGCAGAAGAUACCUGGUUGUAGCUCGAUCGAAGUUAGUAACUUGGAAGGUGAGUACAAAACUGCUAAAGUUCCAAUUCUGACAAAGAAUCAAGUUGCUGUUGCCUGAUAUACUUGGGUUCCAUGAUACUGAUUUAUAGGCAACCAAAUAAUGGACAUUUGCAUGUGCUUCAGAGUCCGAGGAACAGGGUCCCAUUCCAGAAAGCCUAAUUAUCUCCUGAAUGGUAGCCUAUCAACUAGAUAUAUAAAGCAAAUGUAUAAAAUUAAAUAAGGCUUCAUUUUUUGAGAACCAUAAAGAAGGUUAUGUUUAAAACCUAGAAAUCACAUAUGUUAGUUAUACUGGUUAAAAGCAAGGCAGAGAAAAUGGAGGAGGAAAUCUCGUUGACAGGUUAACUGAACAUUUGUGCAUAGUGAAUCCAGACAAACAUAUGUGACAGGAACUACAUCAGGGUUUAAGAGGACACAUAGCUCCUCGCAAAUCAGAAACAAUCGAGGGCAAAUCAACCUCGGUGAUUUGGUGAAUGUAAAUUUGAUAUGGUCCAUGCUUUUCUUUGCCAAGCAUCAUGUGGCAAAAUUCCAGAGUGGCCAAAGGACUUAUGGACCAUGCUGACAUUUACUCUUGAUCAUCAUUGUCAUCAUGUUUUUAUGAAAAGAAGAAUCUCCUGAUCCUUGAAAGAAUCUGGGCAUUGUCUCAUUCUUCAGAAGACAAAGUAGCAGAAACUGCAAAGCCAAGUGAACUUCUGGUUCUGGCUGUGACAGCAGGUACAUUAUUGGUCAAGAAGACCAAAAAGGAUCUACACUGUAACUUGCAAAACCGAACAAUACAAAGAAAUGGUCAGAGUUUUUUUCGCUUUCCCAUUUAUAAUUAUAGAAUUUUAGCUUUUUCUGCAA
Molecule: messenger RNA, 2640 nt
Organism: Elaeis guineensis (African oil palm)
Lineage: Eukaryota; Viridiplantae; Streptophyta; Magnoliopsida; Arecales; Arecaceae
Product: pentatricopeptide repeat-containing protein At2g22410, mitochondrial-like
Biological process (GO): RNA modification
Molecular function (GO): protein binding; RNA binding
Source: RefSeq, a predicted model, not a curated record